Messenger RNA from Linderina pennispora, 1554 nucleotides. Its product is annotated as Gpi16 subunit, GPI transamidase component. The transcript has a single exon. The record is from RefSeq and is a predicted model, not a curated record. Gene Ontology annotation, biological process: attachment of GPI anchor to protein. Bases 1 to 1554 code for a protein of 517 amino acids. Gene Ontology annotation, cellular component: GPI-anchor transamidase complex. Lineage: Eukaryota; Fungi; Kickxellomycota; Kickxellomycetes; Kickxellales; Kickxellaceae.
AUGGCGCUCCUCGGCAGCGGGCGUGCAGGCAGCACCGAGUCGUUCACAGAAGACCUGGUGGUGCAGGUGCUGCCCGACAACAAGGUGCUGCUGCAUUUCGAAUUCAACCUGCAGCGGCCACAGCCCACCAGCAAUGACACCCAGCACCACUACCACAUGUUCCCGCGGCAGCUGGGCGAGAUCGCGCACCGGCACAACGUCGAGUCGCUGCAUCUGCAGUUCACACAGGGCAACUGGCGCGCCGAGCAGUGGGGCGCGCCAACAGUGAAUGCGCAGGGCGUCGGGGCCGAGGUGUUUGCAAGGAUCACCAACGACAGCGACGCGGACUGGCGCGGGCUGACGAAUGCCCUGUCGGGGGUGUUCUGCGCGUCACUGAAUUUCAUCGACACGACCAACACGAACAGGCCGCGGAGGUCGUUUGCGGGGGCGCGGCACGCGCAUCUGCCGCGCGAAAACGUGUGCACCGAGAACCUGACGCCGUGGAUCAAGCAGCUGCCGUGCCAGGGCGUGGCCGGGCUGGGCGCAUUGCUGAACCCCUACCGCCUGUACAAUAUGCAUUUCCACGCAAUGGCGGUGGAUCUGGCGCCGCGCUCCAUCGGCGGCCAGCCGGUGCUGGCGUACAAGCAGACGCUGGCGGUGGUGGUGGACCCAAAGACGUUCGGGCUUGAUGGCCAGUGGACGCUGGCGCAGCUGGUCGACAGGGAGAUGCGCCCAGCAUGUGCCGUCGCCAAGCGCAGCACUGUCCGCGUGCUGCAGAGUGACCGGGUGGAGCUCGUGCCAGCGCCCGACCGCGUCGACGCAGUGAACGGGCAUACGGUCAGCGUGUACGAUGCGGCAGCGCGUGGCGGCGAGCUGACGGACGUGAGAUUCACAAUGAGCAGUGGCCGGGCGGGGCGCCAGCGGGCCACGCCGCCGGCCAUCGUGGCCCAUAGGUUUGUGACAGGCCAUGGCGGCAGCAGCGGCGGCGUGGAAUGCGCCAUUGUCAACCACAGCGACCAGCCCAUGCGCGUGUCAUACAUGGACUCGCUGCCGUGGUACCUGCGUCUGUACAUGCACACGCUGACGGCGCAGGCCGAGUCGCUGCUGAAUGGCGAAACCCACAGCCUGACGCCUGCCUACAUGCUCUAUACGCCGGCAGUCGACCGCGGGCGCCCGGCGCUGGUGGAGCUGGAGCUCGAUCUGCCGCCGCAAUCGCGCGUCACUUUGCGCUACGACUUUGAUAAGGGAUUCCUGAAGUACUCGGAGCACCCGCCGGAUGCCAACCGCGGCUUCAACAUCGGCCCAGCCAUUGUGACGUAUACGCCCAAGGAGGCCGACCUGGCAUGCACUGUGGGAGCAAUGCUCGGGGAUGCUGUCCAGCCAGAGGAAUGCGUGGCUCGCGUGUACACCGAGCUGUUCCUGGCCAGUCUGCCGACGCCCGAUUUCUCGAUGCCGUACAAUGUCAUUACCUUUACGUGCACCAUCCUGGCGCUGUUCUUUGGCCGCAUGUUCAAUCUGCUCACACGCGACUUUGUUGUGCUCCGCGGAGGUCAGAAGGACAAGAAGAAAGACUAG